AGAAAUCCCCCAAAAACCACAAACAAUGGGUUUUUAUUUUAUGAGUUGGAAAUCCAAUUUGACAAUCUUAAUACUAUUUAAGCAGCCGAUUACGAAGUUUAUUCAGUCUUGAACCUCUUAAGGGGUCGAGAAGAAACUGAGAAAGAUCCAACACAAUGCUUUUCAAGUGCACCCUGGUAUUGCUUGUUUGCAUACUCCUGAUUGACCCAUCAGAUGCGUGGGGCAGAAGACUUAAGAAGAAACUGAAGAAAAUUAUCAAGAAAGUGAAAGAACCGGUGAAGAAAAUUGGCUGUAAGGCUCUGUUCGCAGUAGCUUGUCCAGCCAAUACAAUCGCAAAAGUUGCUUGUACAGUCGGGGAGAGAAAGAUUUGCAAACGAAGUGUUGAUAUGAGUGUAAACAUAGAGCCGUUUUCUGACGACAUGAGCGAUUAUGACGUCAACGGUGACAAACGCGUGAACUACGAGGAGUUUGUGUCAGCGGUAACGAACACCGUCAACCUGGCCGAGCCGGCGGAGCUGCGCAGACCUUUCACGUUUGCUGAUGUCAAUGGUGACGGUGAAUUGGACACACAGGAGUUCAUUGCUGCCCCGUUCUUGUUUGCACAUGUCGAGCAUUCAAAUAAUACAAACACAAUAAGCACCGCCUAAGAGAGGGUUUUAGCCGACUUGGCAGUAUAUGUAUAAAUAUAUGUAUAAUAUUUACGUUCAGAAAUGUAAUGACUCUUGACAUUAAAUGUAUUUUCUGAAAAAAAUUACUUCUGAUUGAACGAUAUGCAAG
Mya arenaria is the source of this 777-nucleotide messenger RNA. RefSeq lists its product as uncharacterized. Bases 156 to 647 code for a protein of 163 amino acids. The record is from RefSeq and is a predicted model, not a curated record. The transcript is spliced from 6 exons. Lineage: Eukaryota; Metazoa; Mollusca; Bivalvia; Myida; Myidae. Gene Ontology annotation, molecular function: calcium ion binding.